Molecule: messenger RNA, 3344 nt
Organism: Prunus mume (Japanese apricot)
Lineage: Eukaryota; Viridiplantae; Streptophyta; Magnoliopsida; Rosales; Rosaceae
Source: RefSeq, a predicted model, not a curated record
AUGGGGAGAUUUCUUGGCGGGUUUGUGUUGCCUCUGCUGCUGCUAACAGUGCAUGCUAUAUGGAUGAUGACAGUGCAACUUGCCAUUGCAAUGUUCUUUCUGUAUAACAGCCUUGGUGCAGCAAUGAUCACAUCUGUAGUAGGAAUCAUGUGUGUUCUUGUGUCUGUUGUGCUGGGCACGAGACGGAACAACAGGUUCCAAUCUACUGUGAUGAAGUGUCAGGAUUCAAGAAUGAAGGCAACAAAUGAGAUGCUUAACUACAUGCGUGUGAUCAAAUUCCAGGCUUGGGAGGAGCACUUUAAUAAGAGAAUUCCGGCUUUCCGUGAGUCGGAGUUUAGCUGGCUGACCAAGUUCAUGUACUCAAUCUCUGUGGUUAUGUGGUGCACCCCAGUACUGAUAUCAACUCUCACAUUUGGCACUGUACUCUUAUUGGGUGUCUGGCUUGAUGCCGGGACAUUGUUCACAACCACAAGCAUCUUCAACAAUUUGCGGGAUCCCAUCAGGACCUUCCCACAAUCUAUGAUUUCAAUUUCUCAAGCUAUGAUAUCUCUUGGGAGGUUGGACCGUUAUAUGAUGAGUAGGGAAUUGGUGGAGGAUGUGGUGGAGAGAGACAAGGGCUGUGAUGGUAGAACUGCUGUGGAGGUUAAAAAUGGCGCGUUUAGCUGGGAUGAUGAAAGCAAAGAAGAGGAUUUGAAACACAUAAAUUUGAAUGUCAAUAAAGGGGAGCUAACGGCUAUUGUAGGAACAGUGGGAUCUGGAAAGUCUUCCCUUCUAGCCUCAAUUCUUGGUGAGAUGCACAAGUUAUCCGGAAAGGUACGAGUUUGUGGAACAACUGCCCAUGUUAAUCAAACAUCAUGGAUUCAAAAUAGGACUACUGAAGAAAAUAUAUUAUUUGGUUUGCCAAUGGACAGAGAUAGAUACCAGGAAGUUAUAUCAGUUUGCUGCUUGGAGAAGGACUUGGAAAUGGAGUUUGGAGAUCACACUGAGAUAGGAGAGCAUGGCAUCAACCUAAGUGGUGGCCAGAAACAGAGGAUACAACUUGCUAGGGCUGUAUAUCAAAAUUGUGACAUAUAUCUUCUCGAUGACGUUUUCAGCGCUGUUGAUGCUCAUACUGGAUCAGAAAUAUUUAAGGAAUGUGUGAGGGGAGUGCUUAAAAACAAGACGGUUUUAGUUGUAACUCAUCAAGUUGACUUCUUGCAUAAUGUUGAUCUUAUUUUGGUCAUGAGAGAUGGGAUGAUAGUACAGGCUGGAAAGUCUAAUGAUUUGCUAAAUUCUGGCCUGGAUUUCAAACAGCUAUUAGCUGCCCAUGAAACCUCCAUGGAACUUGUAGAAAUGAGCACCACUAUUCCCAGCAAAAGUUCCCCCAGUCCUCAAAUAUCUCCACAAUUCUCUUCGAACCACCGGGAAGCCAAUGGUGGAAACAACUCUUUGGACCAACCAAAGUCUGAUAACAGGACUUAUAAACUCAUCAAAGAAGAGGAUAAAGAAACAGGCAAAGCAUCAACUGAUCAGACGAAUAUCAAUCAAUUUCUUCCCUUCAUUUUGGGUAUGACCAUUGCCAUGUACAUCACUGUGCUUGCCAUCUUUAUCGUUGUAUGCCAAAAUUUGUGGCCAACAGUAUUCUUGCUGAUUCCACUUAUUUGGCUUAAUAUCUGGUACUGGGGUUACUAUCUUGCGUCAUCUCGUGAAUUAACUCGACUCGAUUCGAUCACAAAAGCUCCUUUUAUCCAUCACUUCUCAGGGAGCAUAUCCAGAGUUUUGACAAUCCACUCUUGCAGAAUGCAGAACAUGUUCUCCAAGGAAAAUGUUAAAAGGGUUAACGCCAAUUCACGUAUGGAUUUCCACAACAAUGGGUCCAAUGAGUGGUUUGGUUUCAGUAUGGAGAUGCUUGGGAGUUUAGUUUUCUGCAUUUCCACUGUAUUCAUGUUCUUGUUGCCAAGCAGUAUAAUUAAGCCAGAGAAUGUUGGUUUAACUCUCUCCUACGGAUUGGCCCAGAAUGGUGUGCUGUUCUGGGCCAUUUAUAAGAGCUGCUUUGUCGAAAAUAAGAUGGAAUCGGUUGAGAGGAUAAAACAAUUUACUAACAUCUCAUCAGAGGCAGCAUUGGAGAUAAAAGACCGUGUUCCUCCUUCAAAUUGGCCUUCCCGUGGCAAUGUCGAGCUCAAAGACUUGCAGGUAGUGUACCUUCCCAAAUACACCCUGGUUCUCAAAGGCAUUAGUCUAAGCAUUCACGGGGGUGAAAAGAUUGGUGUUGUUGGUCGAACAGGGAGCAGGAAAUCAACUUCGAUCCAAGUGUUCUUUAGGCUGGUGGAACCUUCAGGAGGCAAAAUUAUCAUCGACAGGAUUGAUAUAACCACAAUAGGGCUUCAUGAUAUCAGGUCUCGCUUCGGGAUCAUUCCUCAAGAACCUGUCCUUUUUGAAGGAACUGUGAGAAGCAGCAUUGAUCCAGUAGGAAUUUAUUCAGAUAAAGAAAUUUGCAAGAGCCUUGAACACUGCCAACUUAAAGACGUGGUAGCUGCAAAACCUGAUAAACUCAAUUCUUUAGUGGCUGAUGACAACGACAACUGGAGCGUGGGGCAAAGACAGCUUCUCUGUUUGGGGCGAGUUAUGUUGAAGCACAGCCGGCUCUUGUUCAUGGACGAGGCCACGGCUUCAGUUGAUUCACAGACGGAUGCUGUAAUACAAAGGAUCAUCUGAGAGGAUUUGGCUGCAUGUACAAUAAUCAGCAUUGCUCACAGAAUACCUACAGUGAUGGACUGCAACAAAGUUUCCGUAGUAGAUGCAGGACUGGCUAAAGAAUUUGACAAACUGUCCCGCUUGCUUGAGGGACAAUCAUUGUUUGGGGCAUUGGUUCAGGAGUAUGCCAACCGUUCACAAGGACUAUAAGCAACCAUCUUUGGUUUCUCUAUCGUUGCUUCCGGUGAUUCCUUUUGUGCUUGCAAAUCUUCCAAGAAUCACCUGCCUGCAUUUGUCCCUCCCAUUAUUAAAAUAAGAAGAGGCCCUUCUCAGCUGUGUGUGGGAAUUAUCAAGACAAUAAUGCAAGUCCAAGUCAAGCCUCCCUUAGACUUGUGGCAAGAAGUAGCUAAUCUACUCCAGUUACCACCCACAUUUCUCCAUUCUGUUUAGAAUGUAUUUAGAUGAGAACAUUAAACUUAUGCUUCUUGACAAGGGUGCUGUUUAUGGAAAUCAGUUGUAUUAUUCUUGGAAAAUUCAGUAACUGGAAUUUGUGGAUGCACUCUCUCUCUCUCUCUCUCUCUCUCUCUCUCUACUUUGUAUAUAUGAAUAUCAGUCCGGCUCUGUGCUGGACGUGCAUUUUUAUUGACAUGGUUGAUUGGUUUAGGGGUGCA